Messenger RNA from Penicillium verhagenii, 1509 nucleotides. RefSeq names its product S-adenosyl-L-methionine-dependent methyltransferase MidA. The transcript is spliced from 4 exons. Gene Ontology annotation, biological process: mitochondrial respiratory chain complex I assembly. The coding region runs from base 1 to 1509 and encodes 502 amino acids. The record is from RefSeq and is a predicted model, not a curated record. Gene Ontology annotation, cellular component: mitochondrion. NCBI's taxonomy places the organism in Eukaryota, Fungi, Ascomycota, Eurotiomycetes, Eurotiales, Aspergillaceae. Gene Ontology annotation, molecular function: protein-arginine omega-N symmetric methyltransferase activity.
AUGAAUUCUGCUCGGCGCGCUGCGUCGCAUGCGCUCCGGAAAUCUCGCAACCCCAGAUCCUAUACAAGCUUGCAACGAUGGAACUCUACCUUUGAGACAAGGCAAUGGUCGACGCCUCUCGCCCGCACAUUGGCUCAGGCCAUGAAGGUUACAGGUCCCAUUCCAAUCGCGGCAUUUAUGCGCCAGGUUUUGACUUCCCCGGAAGGCGGGUACUACACAUCGCGGCCUGAGACUGGUGCUGUUUUCGGAAAGCAUGGUGACUUUGUCACGUCUCCUGAAAUCUCGCAGGUCUUCGGCGAAUUGAUUGGCAUUUGGACAAUUGCAGAAUGGAUGUCGCAAGGCCGGAAAAGGAGCGGCGUUCAGCUGAUGGAGGUUGGACCUGGAAAGGGAACGUUGAUGGAUGAUAUGCUGCGGACAUUCCGGAACUUCAAGAGCUUUAGUUCGAGCGUCGAGGCCAUUUACCUGGUUGAGGCGAGUGCCACUCUAAGAAUGGUGCAGAAACAGCUUCUUUGUGGUGAAGCUGCCAUGGAGGAGACAGACAUUGGACACCGGAGCACUUGCAAAUACUUCGAUGUGCCCGUCAUCUGGGUGGAGGAUAUCCGUCUCCUGCCACAUGAGGAAGGUAAAACACCAUUCAUCUUUGCACACGAAUUUUUUGACGCACUCCCAAUUCAUGCCUUUGAGUCGGUUCCACCAUCUCCCGAGAACGAGCUCCCAGAACAAAAAGAGAUCAUGACUCCGACUGGUCCUCAGAAGCUUCACCAGCCUGUCAAGGUGAAGAAUACCCCUCAAUGGCGCGAGUUACUCGUCACUUUGAACCCAAAGGCCGUCGAAGAAAACAUCGAAGGGGAGCCCGAGUUCCAGUUAAGCAAGGCAAAGGCCUCCACCCCGUCAUCUCUCGUGAUUCCCGAAAUCUCUGAACGCUACCGCGCACUCAAGUCGCAACCUGGCUCAACCAUUGAAGUCAGUCCUGAAAGCAGAAUCUACGCUGCUGAUUUCGCUCGCCGUAUCGGUGGAGAUGCGGCUUCCAGCCCGUCAGCCACGAGGCAGAAUGGUGACCCUAGCGCGCCGCGGAAAAAGACCCCCUCCGGCGCAGCUCUGAUCAUGGACUACGGAAGCAUGUCGACUAUCCCUAUCAACUCAUUACGUGGAAUUCAGCAUCAUAAGAUCGUCCCCGCACUUUCGUUCCCUGGCCAGGUCGAUGUGAGUGCUGACGUUGAUUUUACUGCGUUGGCCGAAGCUGCGAUUGAGGGAAGCGAUGGCGUCGAGGUUCACGGUCCUAUUGAGCAAGGCGACUUCUUGAAUGCAAUGGGCAUUACAGAGCGCAUGGAGCAGCUCAUUCGCAAAGCUGGAGAUGAUGAGCAUAAGAAAAUUCUGGAGACUGGAUGGAAGCGCCUAGUGGGCAAGGAUAUUGCCUCGAUGGGUCAAAUCUACAAGGUCAUGACUAUUGUGCCAGAGAAUGAUGGAAAGAGACGGCCAGUUGGAUUUGGAGGAGGUCUUCAGAUGUAG